CCCCGCAACCACCUUUUUCUGACAAGAGCUACCUUAGUCCCUCAUCUGCACUGGGGGCAGGGGCAUGAGUGAUACCGAUGCCUGCUGCAGAGAUGGAUGACUUCCGACGGUCCUACGCUAGGCUGUGCAAGGAGAGUGGUGCUGAGCCACAAGAGAGUGUCCUGCAGCACUUGCAAGAGGCGACAGGGAGAAGUCGCAUGGAUUUUGCCACGCACAGCCUUUCCGUGGACACGUGUAUGGUCCUGGGCAAGCUCCUGCAGGACGAGCUCCAGUUCACCGAGAUUGUGCUGAGUGACUGCAUGCUGAGUGAAGAAGGGGCUAAGCUACUACUUCAUGGACUUUGCACUAACACAGUCGCUAAAUCCUUGGACCUGAAGGGCAAUAACCUGCGAGCUGUGGGAGCUGAAGCUCUGGCAAAACUGCUCAGGCAAAACAAGUCUGUCAGGAGCCUCACUUUAGAAUGGAACAACUUGGGUAUCUGGGAGGAAAGCUUUGCCUUGUUCUGUGAAGGGCUUGGAGCAAACUGUACUCUACAACGCCUGGAUCUGCGCAAUAAUCAGAUCAACCACCAGGGUGCAGGAGAGCUCUCCAUGGCACUGAAAAACAAUUCCAGUCUACAGGAACUUGAUCUGCGUUGGAAUAACAUUGGGCUUCUAGGGGGGCGUGCGCUCCUGAAUUGCCUGCAUAGCAACCGGGUACUCCGACAACUUGAACUGGCUGGGAACAAUAUACCCAGUGACAUCCUGAAGGCUGUGGAUCAAGCUAUGGAACGCAACCAAGAGCGUCAGAACAUCCUCUGUAAAAGUCAUAACAUGACACGUGUUCUCAGUAAAGAGGUGCUGUGCUUGAAGGAGGAGAAAGCAAAACAGUUUCUGGAUCUUAUGGACACUGUUGACAGACAGAGAGAGGAGAUAACCCGCAGCAACAGGGUAUCAGCGGCACGAGUCGGGCAGCUGCAGGAAGCCCUGACUGAACAGCAUUCUGUGCUGAACUCGCUAAAAGCAAAGCUCCAGAUGACUGAGGCAGCCUUGGUUCUGUCGGAACAGAAGGUGCACAGUCUGGGUGAGUUGCAGAGUACGGCAAAGGAGGAGCAGGCAAGACUCGUGGAGAGCCAUGCCAAGGAGUUGCAGCAGCUCAAGAAGGAUUCUGCUGAUCGAGAAGCAAGGCUUCACCAUGACCUUUCAGCUGCCAGUGAAAAAAAUCUCCUGCUCAGGAAUGAGGUGGAUGAACUGGAAAGAAAGUGCAAAGGGCAGCAGGAGCAGCUGUUUCAGGUGAAGGAGACCCUGACCCACACGACGGCCGAGCUGAAGCUGCGGGCUGUACAGGCUGAAGAGCGCUUGGAGAUGGAGAAGAGGAGGUUCAAGCAGAGCCUUGAGGAUGCAGAGUCCCUUCGGCUAAAGGAGGUAGCUCAAAUGACACAUCACUUGGAGGCAAUCGAACAUUCCCUGCAGGACAGAGUCCAGAGACUGGAAACUAUCCGCAUAAGGCUUGAGGAGGAACUGAGCCAAGUGAAGGCCGCUGCGGUUGUGGAACAGGGCCGGGUUGAGGAGGAGCUCAUCAAAGCCAAACACCAAGCCAGGUUGGAAGAGCAACAGCAAUUGGACCACCUGAAGGAAAAGCUGCGUCUGAUGGCACAGUCCCGCGAUGAGGCGCAGAAUUACUGCCUGCAGCAGAAACAAGCUGUGGCUGAGGCACUUGGAAAGGAGAGCCAGCUGAGCGUGCAACUGGAGGGACUCAAGAGACGGAUGGAAGAGCUUCAGCAGGAGCUGAGCAGCAAGGAACAGGAGAAAGUGGCUGAGGUCAACAAGGUGCGAGUGGAGCUGCAGGAGCAGAUUGGACACCUGGAAGCUGAGAGGACAGCGCAGGAAGGCCUGCGAGAGAAAAUUUCAGCCCUGGAGCGGCAACUGAAAGUGCUGUCCAGUAAUCACCGGGAGGCGCUGUUGGACAAAGACAGUGAAAUAUCAAGCCUGCUGGAGAAGCUGCGAGUUCGAGAGGCAGAGAUCUCCAGGAUGAGGGAAGAGGAAGCUCAGAGAGCCAGUUUUCUUCAGAAUGCCAUUAUGACCUAUGUUCAGGGCUCCCCCCUGAGUUCUUUUAUCCCUAAGAAGUGAGCAAUAAGUCUUGAAGGCUCUUGCCCCAACUUCCAUAAACAGGAGUCCAAGAACGAGGAUUGUGGGAUAUCCUGGAUUGUGGCUUGUAUCAUUGAGAGCUCACAACAUUGCAUUGGAUCUUACCUGAGCUUAGGCUGUCAUUCCAGGACUUGAAGUUGUUAUAGAAACCAUUUUCAUGGCCUGUGGCCAAGCCUAGCCUUGUUGAAACCUACAAUCCAUGGUUUAAGGCCCUAAAACACAGCUGUUCAUUCAAGGUUCUAAUCUGUAGCCCAUUAGGGAAGGCCUGUUUUAAUGAGGUAGGGACAAUAAUGUCUCUCUCAGCAUAUUGGGUAGAACUUACACAUUAUCCCCGUGCGAUGAUUAUGCUGUGAUUGUUUCUAGAAAAGCUACAUCGGAGUAGCAAGUGAAAUCUCCACUGUCACAAAUCACUGUUACCAUGCGGUACUUCCUGUGCCACUGGUUCACUUCCAUGGCAGUCGUAGAUGUCAACCCUGAUACAUACAACCUGCAUGAUCACAAGGUGGGGAAUGGUUAAGGCGGGAGCUGCUUGAUAUAAAUCAUUAUCCUGAUUCAUAGCCUUUUUAAAGUGCAUAUAUCAUUUAUGCUCUGUGCCUGGUCAUAGCUCUAUUGCUGAAGCUUUCUGAAGUGCAAGUACAGAGAGCAAGCUACUGGCACCAGCAUGUGAUUUCUUUAGCCUUCGUACUACAGACUGAGUAUCCCAAAAGGCACAAAAGGCUUCCUGGCUUAUUGUUAUUGAGAACAGUCACCCCUCCCCUCUUUACAUGUGACAGAAUUUUAAUAGGUGGAAUGGGAGUUGAGGGACUGGGUUGACUCCUAGGGUUUGCUGUGCUUCUUCCUUCCUGCAGGAGAUGAACUCAGGGAUGGGCAAACUUUCUGUUAAAUUCUAACUCCAACUUUUAAAUCAGGAGGAAAAUUAAAUGCUUAUUUCUGCCUAACGUCAAGGGCCAGUUUACAUUUAGUCCCUCUGUCUCUCUG
Messenger RNA from Gekko japonicus, 3104 nucleotides. It is a transcript of the gene LRRC45, whose product is annotated as leucine rich repeat containing 45. Gene Ontology annotation, cellular component: centrosome. Gene Ontology annotation, molecular function: protein binding. The transcript has 17 exons. The coding region runs from base 78 to 2108 and encodes 676 amino acids. The record is from RefSeq and is a predicted model, not a curated record. Lineage: Eukaryota; Metazoa; Chordata; Lepidosauria; Squamata; Gekkonidae.